Talaromyces stipitatus ATCC 10500 is the source of this 2800-nucleotide messenger RNA. RefSeq names its product DDHD domain protein. Gene Ontology annotation, molecular function: glycerophospholipase activity; metal ion binding. Bases 1 to 2136 code for a protein of 711 amino acids. Gene Ontology annotation, cellular component: cytoplasm. Lineage: Eukaryota; Fungi; Ascomycota; Eurotiomycetes; Eurotiales; Trichocomaceae. The record is from RefSeq and is a predicted model, not a curated record. The transcript is spliced from 3 exons.
AUGUCCGGUCCAGUCCACACCUACGGCCCAACAUGCCUUCGAUCUACGCCGAAGCUGGAUCUCGUCGCUUUCCAGUCCUCGUCCGAUCCUCCGCCAGUCAAUUCCCAAUUCUUCUAUACCUCCUCUCUUCCGAUCGAUGAUCCCUUGACUCCGCUUCCGGCGGCUGCGACUGCGGCAUCUGGGAGAACAGCGUUUACGCCACAGCCUUUCUCGGCGCGGGAUAAUGUUGCUUUGGAACAGGCUUGGAGAGCUCUUGCGGAUACUGCUUCGCAGGAAACACGUCCGGGGAUUAGUUCCCGGAAGGAUAAGGCGAGGAAUUUGGGUACCACUUCUGGGGCGGGUAGCAUUGCGAGCGAUGCUGGUGGUAUGCCUAUGAAGAGAUCGGAACUGUUUAACCGACAUGAAGGUCCAUCGACAUGGCCGAAGAAGAGGGACACAUCUCCGUUAGGGCGAAAGUUCAAGUCAGUAAAGCGAAAUAGUGCCUCCUUAGCUGGCUCGGAAGGCCAUGUCUCCGGCUCGGAGGGAGCUUCAUCUUCGCGUAUUCAGCAGGGAGGUGAGAGCACUGCAAAUGGCCAGAGCACGGAUUUCGGCACAGAUGAUAUAACCGCUCCUGCAACCCGUGAGGAAGUCACAGAAAAUGCGACUGCUGAAGUACUGGAUACUGAAUUCUCACCCGAGGAACCUGAGGAUCGUUCGGCAAGAUACAAAAUCCCAGUCGGAGUCUCGCGUCUUCAUUUGGUAGAGCUACCAGGAUUGAAGAUGAAACCGAUAUAUUGGAGUCCGCUUCACGACAUAUCAGAUGUCCUUCGCGCAACAUGGUUUUAUAAAAACACAAUGCUUCCAAUUGAGCCGUAUCUUGCCAACGAGCUUGAAAAGGGUUAUCAUUAUAUGCGUGCUUGGACAGACACUUGGCAAGAUGAACUCAACAGCUGCGUAGAACAUGGGGCUGAUGCUGAGAUGAAGGUUGUAUACAAGUUGUGGCAGGAUGAUUUUGUGUCUCGAAGCCGGCCAGAGACUGCUCAGGGUGGGAAAAUGUCUACGGAUGUGUCUGUUGAUGAUGCAGAUGCCGAUAUUGAGGAAGUCACAUUUGCGCAAAAUCUGGCAGCCAGCGGCUCUACAAAGGAAACCGAGUCAGGUUCAUACAAGAAUGCUAGUGUGAUCUAUGUUGACGGUAAAGAUGCUCAAAUACUUCGCCCAAGUCUUCUGCCUUCGGUUUCGAGGAAUCGUCGACCUCUUAGCUCAAUUCGCAAGGGGCGUCAAAUCGGUAUCCCUGUAGUUCGUGGGUUCGACAGGAAGCAAUGGGAUCAACUUCAUCCUGUCAAGCAGACAAACAUUGACAUGAGACACUACUUAACACGGCCCCAAACGAGACAUUCCAGAGGCGAGCAAAUCUGUUAUGCUUGUGACAUUGAAGGUAGUCGACCCAAUCCAUCGGACUUGGUUCUUGUCAUCCAUGGGAUUGGUCAAAAACUGUCUGAGAAAAUGGAAAGUUUCCAUUUCACCCAUGCCAUCAAUGGGUUCCGCAGGUCUGUUAAUAUGGAACUCAAUAACGAAGAGAUUUGGCCUUUUAUUCGCCCUGACCAUGGAGGUAUCAUGGUGUUGCCGGUUAAUUGGCGGUCGACAUUAGAACUUGCAGAUGCUGAAAUGGACUCUCUGGAUACAAAUGACCCUACUGCAAACCACUACACACUCGACGAUCUCACACCCAAAACAAUCCCCGCAAUUCGCACACUUGUUAGCGAUGUGAUGCUAGACGUACCUUACUAUCUCUCUCACCACAAAGAGAAAAUGAUUCGUGCUGUCGUCAGAGAAGCAAAUCGGAUAUAUCGGCUAUGGUGCAUGAACAACCCUGGAUUCCACGAACAUGGCAGAGUACAUUUACUGGCCCACUCUUUAGGAAGUGUCAUGGCACUUGAUGUUUUGAGCAACCAGCCUACCAAUCCUCCUAGUUUUGAUUUGCAGCCGGCUGAAUUGCAUGAUGAUAUUUUUGAAUUCGACCCGAAGAAUGUGUUUCUGUGCGGGAGUCCUGUAGGGUUGUUUCUCCUACUUAACAAAGGUAAAAUCUCUUCUCCUUUCUACUUGCUCAUGCUAAUACGGCCUCAAAGCGAACUUGCUUCCACGACGAGGCAGAAAUAAGCGAGGGAGGGAAGGCGAAGAUAUGCAAAGAGGCGUUGCAGGAGAGGCCAAGAAAUACGGUUGUCUAGCACUCGACAAUCUUUACAAUAUUAUGCAUACGACAGACCCAAUCGCCUAUCAAGUAAAUGCAGCAGUAGACAGCGACCUAGCUGCUUCUCUCAAACCCGCCGUCGUCCCCAGCUCCUCAUCAUCCUUCAUCUCAUCAAUAUUCGGUUUUGGACCCACAAACAAAUCACUAACGAGUUCCGGUCUCUCAAGCACAGCGCUCCCUUCACGACCCACAAACAUCACAAAGUUACCUUCAAACGUCGAACUCGAAACACACGAUUUCACACGCGAAGAAAUCGCCGAAAAGCGUAUGCUCCUAUUGAACGAUAACGGUCAAAUCGAUUAUUUCAUAUCUGGCGGUGGUGGACCGUUGAAUAUUCAGUAUCUGAAUAUGUUGAGUGCUCAUAGUAGUUAUUGGAUAUUGCCGGAUUUUGUGAGGUUUAUUGUUGUUGAGAUUGCGCGGAGGCAGGAUAAGGAUGGGACUUUGUUGGCGUUGAGGGCGGAGAAGAAGAAGGGUUGGAAGGCGUAGAUCUACUCUCACAAUUGCAUUCUAGACAUACAAUACAUGAUAAAUCUAAUGAAUGUAUAUAGAAAUAAACUUUUACGUUCAUUGCUC